AUGGACCCACUGGACAUAGACCCAAGCUUCGAGCCUCAGACUCGGGCCCGUUCGAACACGUGGCCCCUGCCGCGGCCCGAGAACUACGUGGAGGCGGACGAGAAGGGCCCGAUGGGGCACUUGCCCCUUCCCGAGGCUCCGAAGAAGAACUCCUCGCGGAGGAAUGCUUGGGGGAAUAUGUCCUAUGCGGACCUCAUCACACAGGCCAUCCAGAGUUCUCCGGAGAAGCGAUUGACUCUGGCACAAAUUUACGAGUGGAUGGUACAGAAUGUUGCUUACUUCAAGGAUAAGGGGGACAGCAACAGUUCUGCUGGUUGGAAG
This is a messenger RNA of Uloborus diversus, 321 nucleotides long. RefSeq names its product forkhead box protein O-like. Gene Ontology annotation, cellular component: nucleus. The transcript has a single exon. The annotation marks the transcript as partial. Gene Ontology annotation, molecular function: RNA polymerase II cis-regulatory region sequence-specific DNA binding; DNA-binding transcription factor activity, RNA polymerase II-specific. NCBI's taxonomy places the organism in Eukaryota, Metazoa, Arthropoda, Arachnida, Araneae, Uloboridae. The record is from RefSeq and is a predicted model, not a curated record. Gene Ontology annotation, biological process: regulation of transcription by RNA polymerase II.